Molecule: messenger RNA, 1212 nt
Organism: Sinocyclocheilus grahami
Lineage: Eukaryota; Metazoa; Chordata; Actinopteri; Cypriniformes; Cyprinidae
Product: ankyrin repeat and protein kinase domain-containing protein 1-like
Exons: 8
Coding region: 186-1184 (332 amino acids)
Molecular function (GO): protein binding
Source: RefSeq, a predicted model, not a curated record
ACAUAUGAUCAGAUCCGCUCACUUAUCGACUGCCUGAUAAUCUAACGGGAGGAUAUUAUGGUGUACGUAAACUUUUCCACUGCACCAGUCGUAACAGAACAAUUAAUAUAUCCUUUAUAAUGAAUUUCUUACAGUUGGUCAAGAGUUUCUUCAGCCUACAGAAGGCGUAAAUACAUGGUGGCAGAAUGCUGCAGGCUUCAGGAAGUUGUCUAUUUGAAUCGAUUCAACGGAGGGAGAUCGAUCGAGUUUCCCAUUUAUUACAGCAGGAUCGAGGAGUUUUGAAACAAAAAGGUUGGGGAGGUUUCACAGCCCUUCACUUUGCCGCUCUCCAUGGAAACCGGCCAAUGGCUGAGCUUCUGCUGAACAGCGGUGCUGAUCCAAACAUUCCCUGUGAUGCAGGACAAACCCCUUUUCACUUCGCUUGCAGAAAUGGCAAUAUUUAUAUCAUGCACAAAAUGAUGCAGCACGGUGCAGACUUACACACAGUUGAUGAGCAAGGGAAAACGUCUCUUCAUCAUGCAGUCGGUGGUGGAAGCGUUAUUGCCACGCAGUACCUGUGGGAGACAGGAAUGUUCCGUUUCACAGAUGCCGAUAACUUUAAGGUCACUCCGCUGCAUUUAGCAGCUUCCACAGGCAAUUCUGACGUAGUCCGCUAUCUCCUUAGAGCUAAUAGAUGCACGCCAGAGGCAGUUGACCACCAGGGGGCGACAGCACUUCACGUGGCUGCAGAGAAAGGCAUGAUUGAGGUGUGCUGGCUACUGUUGAAGAGUGCCGGACUCCACAUUUUACACAUGAAAAACCACACUGGCCUCACACCUCUAGACCUCUGUAAUCAAGGGAAUACAUUUAGACAUCAGCAGCUCUCCAGGAUUUUGAUGCAUUUCAGUCAACGACCAAAAGAUCUGAUUCCUAAGGACUCGUAUGUGAUGUACUUCUGGAUGCUGCUGUUACCGUCUCUCAGCGGAGCUGCUGUUCUCAUUAUAGCUGCGGCUCUUGGUGAAUAUGGGGCUAUCUUUUCUGCAGUGCUUUUCCCCUGCAUGGCAAAAGUUAUUUCUCAAUAUCAUAGACUGAGCAGCUUUCAAAGGUUACCAAACCCUGUUUACCUGGGAACACUGACUGCGGGCCUAAUUCAUUCCAUAGCUUGCUUUCUCUAUAAAAUUUUACCUAAUAUCCUUUACAGAUAGCUUAUGUCAUCAAUCUCUUUCAAAAGUU